ACUCGCACAGGCGCACUUGCGCCGCAGGACCCCGGAAGUAGGGCAGCCAACGGCCCAUUAGACCCGUGGCUGUUCUAACCCCUGCGGUGCUGUCCGGGGUCGAACAUUGGUCGGUGAGGCAACUCCUUGGCGUCAGGGUUGUCGCAAAGGAGAUAAAAUCGGAGGAGGUGAACAAACCUUUUGAACGUGCCAUUGGCAAGGAACCUAACUUCUCCAGGAUGUACAGGACCAAGGUGGGCUUGAAGGACCGCCAGCAGCUCUACAAGCUGAUCAUCAGCCAGCUGCUCUACGACGGCUACAUCAGCAUCGCCAACGGCCUCAUCAAUGAAAUCAAGCCUCAGUCUGUGUGCGCACCCUCGGAGCAGCUCCUGCAUCUCAUCAAGCUAGGAAUGGAAAAUGAUGACACUGCAGUUCAGUAUGCAAUUGGUCGUUCAGAUACAGUUGCCCCUGGCACAGGGAUUGACCUGGAAUUUGACGCAGAUGUCCAGACUAUGUCCCCAGAGGCAUCUGAGUAUGAAACAUGUUAUGUCACAUCCCAUAAAGGACCGUGCCGUGUAGCUACCUACAGUAGAGAUGGGCAGCUAAUAGCUACUGGAUCUGCUGAUGCUUCCAUAAAGAUACUCGACACAGAGAGAAUGUUGGCCAAAAGUGCCAUGCCAAUAGAGGUCAUGAUGAAUGAGACUGCACAGCAGAACAUGGAAAACCACCCCGUGAUUCGAACUCUCUAUGACCAUGUGGAUGAAGUCACGUGUCUCGCUUUCCACCCAACAGAACAGAUCCUGGCCUCUGGUUCAAGGGACUAUACUCUUAAAUUAUUUGAUUAUUCCAAGCCAUCCGCAAAAAGAGCCUUCAAGUACAUUCAGGAAGCAGAAAUGUUACGCUCCAUCUCUUUCCAUCCUUCUGGAGACUUCAUACUUGUUGGAACUCAGCACCCCACGCUUCGCCUCUAUGACAUCAACACCUUUCAGUGUUUUGUCUCUUGCAACCCUCAAGAUCAACACACCGAUGCUAUAUGUUCCGUUAGUUACAACCCUAGUGCCAAUAUGUAUGUGACUGGUAGCAAGGACGGCUGCAUCAAGUUGUGGGAUGGUGUUUCAAACCGCUGCAUCACGACUUUUGAGAAAGCACAUGAUGGUGCUGAAGUUUGUUCUGCAAUAUUUUCCAAAAACUCCAAAUACAUUCUCUCAAGUGGAAAAGACUCUGUGGCUAAACUUUGGGAAAUAUCAACAGGACGCACACUGGUCAGAUACACGGGUGCAGGUCUGAGUGGACGGCAGGUGCAUCGGACACAGGCCGUCUUCAACCACACGGAGGACUAUGUGCUGCUGCCCGAUGAGAGGACGAUCAGUCUGUGCUGCUGGGACUCGCGGACGGCCGAGCGGAGGAACCUGCUGUCUCUGGGCCACAACAACAUCGUGCGCUGCAUAGUGCACUCGCCCACCAACCCCGGCUUCAUGACCUGCAGCGACGACUUCCGGGCACGGUUCUGGUACCGGAGGUCCACCACUGACUGAGCCGCCUCGCCCAGAGGUCCUUUUCUCCAGGACCCGCCCUCCUGCCCCUGUGCCCUGUCACCAGCUCCGGUAGUCAGUCAGUACCAUCGCUGGCAGGCGUGCUGCCCGCUCUGCUGCAUCCCUCUCGGGUUUGUACAGAUGGAGAAUGUGGGCAAAGCUGGAGACGCAGGGCUGCGGAUCUGCACUCACUGAUGACUAGUGUGCUUCUCAUCAGUUUGUAAAUGCAGGACGUGCCGGUUCUUCUCCAUCUCUCAAGGUUUGAAGAAGGCUAGAGUAUUAAAGUGCUUUCUAUUCUCAAGUGAACCUGUUCAUGAGGAAUUUUCACUCGGUCCUUCUGUCAACUUUCGUGCCCGUCCUGCUGUUCCCUCUUUGUGUAUUUCCUUUCCAAGUACAUGUCGAUGGACGAGGAGGCAUGCAGCCCUGAGAAGCUAGUUUUUGUGCCAUAUUGAAACCAUUUUAGAGAACCUCUCAAUUUUGUCCUGAAACAACAUCAUUCUGAUAAUAAAGCUCAGAUCUGCAACUGUAGUGUUACACAGUU
Molecule: messenger RNA, 2052 nt
Organism: Tupaia belangeri chinensis (Chinese tree shrew)
Lineage: Eukaryota; Metazoa; Chordata; Mammalia; Scandentia; Tupaiidae
Gene: CSTF1
Product: cleavage stimulation factor subunit 1
Exons: 6
Coding region: 219-1514 (431 amino acids)
Biological process (GO): mRNA 3'-end processing
Cellular component (GO): mRNA cleavage stimulating factor complex
Molecular function (GO): RNA binding; protein binding
Source: RefSeq, a predicted model, not a curated record